AUGGGACCGAGAAUUACGCCAAUUUUGUUUUCACUCUGCUUGCUUGGAACAGGCUACACUUUGGAUCGAUUCAAGGGCACCGUUAUAGACCUGGAUGCCUACUUCGAGUCGCACGACUUUGACUCCCAGGAGCGUGUGGUUGGCGGCGCCGCCGUGCCUGACGGCGAGUAUAUACCCUACCAGGUUUCCAUGCAGUAUCGCACGCGUAGCGGCAAGGACCGGCACUUCUGUGGUGGCUCCUUAAUUGCACCCAAUCGUAUACUCACAGCAGCUCAUUGCGUCAAUGGCCAGGAUGCGAAGCGCAUCUCAGUAGUGGCGGGUAUACGCGAUCUUAACGACAGUGCCGGUGUUCGAUCGCAAGUGUUGUCCUAUGAAAUUCACGAGGACUAUGAAGAGUUAGUGACCAGUGAUAUUGCCAUCUUGAAGAUCGAACCGGCUUUCGAGUUGGACGGUACCAAGGUGGAUAAGAUCGAUGUAAGUGGCACUGAUAAAGUCGAUGGAGGUCAGGCCGUCACUCUUUCGGGUUGGGGCGCUAUGUGGCAUGUAGGCCAAGGGCCGCUGGCAAUCUAUCCGACUUUGCUACAACGUAUGUCCUACAAAACAAUCACAAAUGACCAGUGUAAAAAGGUGAUGACGCACUUAACCGAUACGGAGAUUUGUGCACUGGAGCGUUUCGGCAAAGGGGCGUGCAAUGGCGACUCAGGUGGUCCACUAGUGAUGGAGAAUGGUGACAGCUUGAGGCAGGUGGGCGUGGUUUCUUAUGGAACGGCGCUUUGUGCAUCCAACAGCCCAGAUGUUUACACCCGCGUAUCUAUGUUUGAUGACUGGAUCAAGGAACGCUUGGCCUGA
This is a messenger RNA of Anastrepha obliqua, 849 nucleotides long. RefSeq names its product chymotrypsin-2. The transcript is spliced from 3 exons. The record is from RefSeq and is a predicted model, not a curated record. Gene Ontology annotation, molecular function: serine-type endopeptidase activity. The coding region runs from base 1 to 849 and encodes 282 amino acids. Lineage: Eukaryota; Metazoa; Arthropoda; Insecta; Diptera; Tephritidae. Gene Ontology annotation, biological process: proteolysis.